Molecule: messenger RNA, 2340 nt
Organism: Rotaria socialis
Lineage: Eukaryota; Metazoa; Rotifera; Eurotatoria; Philodinida; Philodinidae
Source: the annotation of a GenBank genome assembly
AUGUCAUCAUUAAAUAAUGCAAAGUUAUAUGAAGCUACAAAACGUUUGGAGAAGCAUUUAGAAGAACGUGAAAAUGAAUAUUUAAUUUACAAACAACACUACAUUCUUGCCGGAACAUUCAACGUCAAUAAUCGGCAAGCCCCGCCAAACACUCUACUCGAAGAAUGGCUUUAUCGUGUAACAGACAGUGCAAAGGGGAAACAUAUUGUUCCACAUAUCAUAGCUGUUGGCUUUCAAGAAAUUGAUACAAGCAGCGGUGCUUAUAUAUAUGAUGAUAAGAAGAAAGAAGACGAAUGGGAACAAAUCGUACGACGAACGAUUAAACAUUGUUAUAAGUCGAAACAUAACGCUGAUGAGUUUCAAUUGCUCAAUCGUAUUAGGCUAAUGGGCAUUUUACUGUUUGUCUAUGUGCAUCAUUCGCAUAUGCUAAAAUGUUCGUCAGUUUCUCGAGCAUCAGUGCCAACUGGUUUUAUGGGUAUUACUGGCAAUAAAGGUGGCGUUGGUAUUAGUUUUCGUUUUUAUGAGUCAACUUUGUGCUUUGUUAAUUGUCAUUUUGCAUCGGGCGAGGCACAAACACAACGGCGUAACGAAGAUUAUCAGACUAUAGAAUCACGUAUGACAUUCACAGAUGGAAUUAAUCAUUCGUAUAAAGAUUAUAUUUGGUAUACACCAACAACACCGAAUAGUUUGGCACCGAACGCUCAACAUCCUAUGGCUUCAACUCGAUUUUGGAAAAUCAAUGAUCAUGAUAUUGUCUUUUGGUUUGGCGAUAUGAAUUAUCGAAUAUCUCUACCGAAUGAUCAAGUUCGUAAAAAUCUAAUUGAAUUAUCAAUUGAAUCCCUAUUUAAAAAAGAUCAAUUGCGUGAUGAAAUGAACCAAAAUCAUGCCUUUACUGGCUAUCGUGAACCACCUAUUGAUUUCAUGCCAACAUAUAAAUUCGAUGUGAAUACAGAUGAUUAUGAUACUAGCGAAAAGUUCCGUACACCAUCAUGGACCGAUCGUAUACUAUAUCAUACGAAACGAUCGAUCAUUCAACAUGAAACUAGCAAUGCAUCUUUUCAAUCCAUCAUACCAUUACAUUAUUCAUGCGCUAAAACAAUUAAAUUUAGUGAUCAUCGUCCUGUAAGUGGUCUCUACCAUGUUGGCAUUAAAAUUGCUUAUGACGAUAAACUUAUGAAUCGUAUACGCGAUGAAUUAAUACGUGAAUUUGAUCGUGAAGAAAAUGAUGCAAUACCAACCAUAGAAAUUUAUCCACGUCCACCUGCUAUUGCAUUUAAUAAUAUACGUUAUUUAGAUAAAGUCAGUUAUUCGUUAUUAAUAAAAAAUACUGGCGAAUGUCCAUGUGCAUGUUCAAUACAUCCAUCGUCAACAUUUGAACCGACGCGCCCAACGAAAAUAAAAGAAUUAAUUGAAGUACCCUAUUUUGAUUGUCUAACAUUUACACCAAACGGUCCAUAUAUUUUGCAAAGGAAUGAAGAACAAACUGUUGAAAUUAGUUUUAAAAUGAAAACUCAAUAUUCAUGGUCGUUGGGAAAAAAACUAAAUGAAAUAUUAAUCUUACAUGUUGAAAACGGUGCUGAUACAUUUAUCACAUUAGACGUUACACUUGACAUGGGUCCAUUUGGUUUAGCGUUCGAUCAGUUUCCUCCGACAUUAUUCGAUAGUGAAAAACGGCAAUAUAUUUAUUUCACAGAUCCAAAAGACGUUUGUGAACGUGUUGUCGAAACGAAAAAUGAUCCGCCAGCACUUUACAUAUCGUUAAUUGAAUGUUUAAAAGAACGUAAUGAUCUUGAUCUAUUGAGCGUAUUUAAUGGUGAAAUUCAAGAUUCACUUGAUUUAAUUCCAAUACGCGAUCAAAUCUAUGCACAUGAUUAUAAUUUUAAAAACUAUCCAAGUAUUAAUUUAUUUAUGACGCUCUUACAUUUACUACAAGCAUUACCAGAACCAUUGAUAUCACGUGACAUACAAGAUAAAAUAUUUUUAAAAACUAAUAAUUCAAAUAAUCGCUCCUCUCAAUUACCCAGUGGUGCAACAAUACAAUCAAAUAUACCCAACGAGAGUCCCUCUCAACAGCAACACAUGACAAAAGCUGUUAGUUUCAUUAUUGAACAAUUACAGCCGAAAGAAAGAAAUUUGUUUUUUCGAUUUCUUUUAUUUUUACAAAAAUCUUGGCCAACACCAGAGUAUGCAAGAAGAACUGAUAAUAAUAUACAAGCGGCUUUGAAUAUUUGUAUUGAUAUAUUGGCUCUUUCACUUUUACAUAAACAUACGAGUCGAAAUCAACGGCAAAAUUUUCUUUUAGCAUGUCUUAAUGAAGAAAAAAAGAAAAAUUCGAAAUGA